Molecule: messenger RNA, 1190 nt
Organism: Pistacia vera
Lineage: Eukaryota; Viridiplantae; Streptophyta; Magnoliopsida; Sapindales; Anacardiaceae
Product: homeobox protein knotted-1-like 6
Exons: 5
Coding region: 68-1012 (314 amino acids)
Biological process (GO): regulation of DNA-templated transcription
Cellular component (GO): nucleus
Molecular function (GO): DNA binding; DNA-binding transcription factor activity, RNA polymerase II-specific
Source: RefSeq, a predicted model, not a curated record
UUAAUCUAUUUUCAUUUGAACUUUUUGUUUUGUUUUGUGUAAUAGACGAAGAAUAAUCAUAUUUUUCAUGGAUGAAAUGUGUGGGUUUAACUCAAGUGGUGACUACCCGGAUAAGGCGUGGUUGUCACCGGAGAAUCAACUGAUAUUUCCUUCUGACUACUCCUCUCUUCUUUGUACGGGUCGGAUUCCCACCUUCGGAUCCGAUGAGUUAUUAUCUGCCGCCUCCGCACUCUCUGAAGCUCCUCCAAUCACUCCUGAGAUUCAACGAGAUGAAGACAUGUCAACUAUUAUCAAAGCCAAAAUCGCUUCUCACCCUUGUUAUCCAAGACUUCUUGAAGCUUAUAUAGAUUGCCAGAAGGUCGGGGCACCUCCAGAGAUAGCAUGUUUGUUAGAUGAAAUUCGAAGAGAGAACGAUCUUUUUAAGCGAGACAUUGUGCCUACGUGCUUGGGAGCUGAUCCUGAGCUUGAUGAGUUCAUGGAAACCUACUGUGACAUGUUGAUGAAGUAUAAAUCUGAUCUUGCAAGGCCGUUUGAUGAAGCAACGACCUUUUUAAACAAAGUUGAAAUGCAGCUUCGCAAUCUCUGCACUAGUGCCUCCGUUAGAAGUCUUUCUGAGGAGGGUGGUGUAUCAUCAGAUGAGGAUUACAGUGCUGGGGAGACAGAGGUGCCAGACUCUCAAAUUCGGGACGAAGAUAGAGAUCUUAAAGAUAAACUUUUACGUAAGUUUGGAGGUCACAUUGGCUCUUUAAAGUUGGAGUUCUCAAAGAAGAAGAAGAAAGGAAAGCUACCAAAAGAAGCUCGGCAAACACUACUUGAGUGGUGGAAUGUUCACUACAAAUGGCCAUACCCAACGGAAGGUGAUAAGAUAGCGUUGGCUGAAUCAACGGGGUUAGAUCAGAAACAAAUAAACAAUUGGUUUAUAAAUCAAAGAAAGAGGCACUGGAAACCAUCGGAGAACAUGCAGUUUGCAGUAAUGGAUAACCUAUCUGGACCAUUAUUUACAGACGACUGAAUUGAAUUGCAUGCAUGUACAUUCUCCAUCAAUUGUAUCUUCUGGUCGAUGAAUGAAUGCAUGUGUAAGCUUUCUGUAUAUUCUAAUUAUAUGUGAACUGAAAUCUCCUGACAUUGAGACUCCUAUUUUGAAAUUUUCUGUAACAAGGAAUUUUUUUUUUUUUAAUUUUGCUUAAUUA